AUGUAUAAAUCUGAGGAUAUUAUUUUCCCUCCUUCUUUUAUCAGAUCUGUCAUCGACAAAACUGCUGAGUUCGUUGCAAAGAAUGGAGAACAGUUCGUAUCCAAACUUCGCCUCGAUCAAUCUAACGCUUCUCUAAAUGAUAAUAUUAAAUUUACAUUUUUGGACCCUGGAAAUGCCUAUCAUUUAUAUUACAAACUAAAAUUAUCCGAACUUCAGGGAAAUAAAGUUCCCGAUCUUAAUCCUUCAAUUCCACAAGCAAUCUUGGAUAAAAGAGAAAAAUUAGAAUUGAAAACUAAACAUAAAGAAAGACUACUGGCACUAUCGGAUUUUAGGCAUUCAUCAGAAUCUCUACAGAAGCCAGAAGAUGACGUAUUCUCAUUUACAAUGCCAUUUAUAUCAGCACUCGACUUUGAAGUUAUAAAGAACACAGCAUUGUUUGUUGCUAGAAAUGGGCACAAAUUCCUUGUCGACCUAAAUAAAAGAGAAAAAAACAACCCACAAUACGAUUUUCUGAACCCAUCACACUACCUAUUCACAUUUUUUAGUAACCUAACAGACUCGUACACAAAAUGCUUGCUGCCGCCAAGAUCACAAAUAGAUAAACUGAACCAAAUAAGUAAAAACAAACUAUUUUAUCUACAACUGUGCCAAAAAAGAGCUGAUUGGGAUGCAAAUGAAGCAGAAAAACUUGAAUCGGAACAAAUGAAAAGACAAGAGGAAAAGUUGGAGAUGAUGUCACUGGAUUGGUAUUCGUUUUUUAUCGCGGAAACAAUAAAAUUCAAUGAGAAUGAUGAUGAUUUGCCACCACCUAUUGACUUUUCAGACCCAGAAGCAUUAUUAAGAUUUUCAUAUAAUUCACUUUUUGGCACAAAAACUGAUGUACCAGUUCAAGAAACUAACCUGGUAAAGGAUCUUGAGGAAAUUGAAAAUAAAAUUGAUAUUUCGGAGCAGCUGGUUAAUUCACAAGUAUUGUCGGAAACUGAAGAAAAUCAGACAAAGACAGAGCCGGAUGACUCAACACAACCAUCAAAGUUUUCAGACCCUCCUUCAAAUGUGCCUCCAAGAGAAAAUACCCUGAUUGUUCAGGAAGGAGAUGAAACUAUCAAGGUUAAGAAGUCGUAUUCCAGGAGAAGGAAACAGUCUGGAACAAUUAUGCAAAAAUGUCCCAUAACAGGACAACUUGUACCGUCAUCAGAGAUGUCUGAACACUUGAGAAUCGUGCUUCUGGAUCCCAAAUGGAAAGAACAGAAGGACAAAUUCAUGCAGAAGGCCAUGGCGGAAUCCGCUCUGGCGCCAGAAGAGGACGUUGGAAGCAAUCUGCUAAAGUUCGUAUCUAGCAGACCGGAUUUAUUUGGUUCCGCAGACGAGGAGGUCAAUGACCACAAGGAAUCAAACCACUAUUCUAAAGGUAACAUGAAAUACGUAGCAUGUGAUAUAGACACGAAGCGUAAGAAAUUAUAA
Messenger RNA from Theileria annulata, 1461 nucleotides. RefSeq names its product splicing factor 3 subunit 1, putative. The transcript is spliced from 9 exons. Gene Ontology annotation, cellular component: catalytic step 2 spliceosome; U2-type prespliceosome; U2 snRNP. Gene Ontology annotation, molecular function: RNA binding. The record is from RefSeq and is a predicted model, not a curated record. Gene Ontology annotation, biological process: regulation of alternative mRNA splicing, via spliceosome; mRNA cis splicing, via spliceosome. NCBI's taxonomy places the organism in Eukaryota, Apicomplexa, Aconoidasida, Piroplasmida, Theileriidae. Bases 1 to 1461 code for a protein of 486 amino acids.